GAGGGGCUGAGGAGGAGGAGGAGGAGGAGGAGGGCCAUGUUUGGGAUGGAGGGAUGGAUGAAGGAGGUGGAGGGUUGAUAAACUCCGUCGCAGCAGUUCAGACUCUCACUUCUGUCCUGCCCCCUCCCCACGUCCCAACAGCCCCUGCUCUGCCACGUGAGUCGGUGUCGUCGUGUCGUUGCUCGUCCACAGCGCCCUCUGCAGUCAUGUGUGAUGAUGAGGAGAGCACCGCUCUGGUCUGCGAUAAUGGAUCUGGUCUCUGUAAGGCCGGGUUCGCUGGGGACGACGCCCCCAGAGCCGUCUUCCCCUCCAUUGUGGGCCGGCCCAGGCACCAGGGCGUGAUGGUGGGAAUGGGCCAGAAGGACAGUUACGUUGGAGAUGAGGCUCAGAGUAAGAGAGGAAUCCUCACCCUGAAAUAUCCCAUCGAACACGGGAUCAUCACCAACUGGGACGACAUGGAGAAGAUCUGGCAUCACUCAUUCUACAACGAGCUGCGAGUGGCUCCAGAGGAACAUCCCACCCUCCUGACGGAGGCGCCACUCAACCCCAAAGCCAACAGGGAGAAGAUGACACAGAUCAUGUUUGAGACCUUUAAUGUUCCUGCCAUGUACGUGGCCAUUCAGGCCGUCCUGUCACUGUACGCCUCCGGGCGGACCACAGGUAUCGUCCUGGACUCCGGCGAUGGCGUCACCCACAACGUUCCGAUCUACGAGGGUUACGCUCUGCCUCACGCCAUCAUGAGGUUGGACCUGGCGGGACGCGACCUGACCGACUACCUCAUGAAGAUCCUGACGGAGCGAGGCUACAGUUUCGUCACCACUGCCGAGAGAGAGAUUGUCCGCGACAUCAAGGAGAAGUUGUGUUACGUCGCUCUGGACUUCGAGAACGAGAUGGGGACGGCAGCGACCUCGUCCUCUCUGGAGAAGAGCUACGAGCUUCCUGACGGACAGGUCAUCACCAUCGGCAACGAGAGGUUCCGCUGCCCCGAGACGCUGUUCCAGCCGUCGUUCAUUGGUAUGGAGUCAGCAGGGAUCCAUGAGACGACCUACAACAGCAUCAUGAAGUGUGACAUCGACAUUCGUAAAGAUCUUUAUGCGAACAACGUCCUGUCGGGCGGAACGACCAUGUACCCAGGCAUCGCCGACCGCAUGCAGAAGGAAAUCACAGCACUCGCACCCAGCACCAUGAAGAUCAAGAUCAUCGCCCCCCCAGAGAGGAAGUACUCCGUGUGGAUCGGCGGUUCGAUCCUGGCGUCACUCUCCACCUUCCAGCAGAUGUGGAUCAGUAAGCAGGAGUACGACGAGGCCGGACCAUCCAUCGUCCACCGCAAGUGCUUCUAACACGUCAGUCGGGACCCCGCCCCCUGCUCCGCCCCCCAGGUCCAUCUUCAGCCCAUCUGCAUUUUAACCCUCACUAAGCUCCGCCCCCUGCCACACACACAGGGACGACAGGAAGUUAAGUCACUUCCUCCUUUUAAAGUUUUUAGAACAGCUGGAAAAAGAAGUGAUGUCGUCUUCUGAUGGAUCCAGAUGAUUCGGAUGAUGUUUUUUGUUGAACUGAAUCUUUAAACAUUCAAAUCUUCAAACUCUUCCUGCUUCACCUUCAAACUGUGAACUGUCCUGCAUCUUUAGCCCCGCCCCUCGCCCCGCCCCCUCCACGUUCUGUUUCCUGUCAGAGGUCGAGUGUGGUUUUUAUUUCCUGACGAAUCAAGAUUGAAUGUUUGUUUUCCAUCAUCGGGGGAAGAACACAUUCACAGCGUGUAAUGAUGAUGUCACAGUGGUUGAAGUGUGGGAGGCGUGGCCUCGUGGUGCAUUAGAACAGGAAGUGUGACGAGACAGAAGACAAUAAAGAGCUGAACUACGA
Messenger RNA from Scophthalmus maximus (turbot), 1863 nucleotides. RefSeq names its product actin alpha 2, smooth muscle (gene acta2). Lineage: Eukaryota; Metazoa; Chordata; Actinopteri; Pleuronectiformes; Scophthalmidae. The record is from RefSeq and is a predicted model, not a curated record. The transcript is spliced from 9 exons. Bases 54 to 1340 code for a protein of 428 amino acids.